Lagopus leucura (white-tailed ptarmigan) is the source of this 945-nucleotide messenger RNA. Its product is annotated as olfactory receptor 5V1-like. Gene Ontology annotation, molecular function: G protein-coupled receptor activity; olfactory receptor activity. The record is from RefSeq and is a predicted model, not a curated record. The transcript has a single exon. Gene Ontology annotation, biological process: G protein-coupled receptor signaling pathway. Lineage: Eukaryota; Metazoa; Chordata; Aves; Galliformes; Phasianidae. Gene Ontology annotation, cellular component: membrane. The coding region runs from base 1 to 945 and encodes 314 amino acids.
AUGCAGAGGAUCAACACGUCGACAGUAUCUGAGUUUAUUCUCGUAGGCCUUUCUGACGCUCCGGAGGUGCGAGUUCUUCUCUUCGUGCUGUUCCUGAGCAUCUAUUUGGCCACCGUGGCAGGCAACGUCACAAUCCUCGUUGCCAUUAGGACAGAUGCUCACCUGCACAGCCCCAUGUACUUCUUCCUCGGCAACUUGUCCUUACUGGACAUCCUAUGUCCCACCAUCACUGUGCCGAAGAUGCUGCAGGCCUUGCUGUUUGGGAGCAAGGCGAUCUCGUUCGCUGGUUGCAUGCUCCAGCUGUUCCUCCUCAUUGACGUCGUGGGCACAGAGAUUUUCCUCCUGGCUGUGAUGGCAUACGACCGCUAUGUCGCCAUCUGCCACCCGCUGCAGUACGUGAACAUGGUGAGCACGAGGCUGUGCGCUCACCUCGCCAUCGGCACUUGGGUGGUCGGAUUUCUUAAUUCUCUGUUACACACCUCUCUGAUUUGUACGCUCUUGUUUUGUGACUCUAACAAGGUUGACCAAUAUUACUGUGACAUACCCCCUGUUCUGGCGCUGUCCUGCUCACCCACUGCCGGCAGGGAGCUGGUGACCCUCACAGUUGCUGGGGUCCUCGGAAGCAGCGCCUUCGCGGUCACUCUGAUCUCAUAUAUCCGCAUCCUCCUCGCUGUCCUGUGCAUGAACUCUGCUGAGAGCAGGCACAAAGCUUUCUCCACGUGCGGUGCUCACUUGACAGUGGUGAGCCUUUUCUAUGGGACCACCAUCUGCACGUACGUACGGCCUUCCUCCACCUACUCACCCCAUCAGGAGAGGGUAGUUUCCAUGCUAUACGGGAUCCUCACCCCCCUGCUGAACCCCAUAAUUUACAGCCUGAGGAACAAAGAAGUCCGAGGUGCCCUGGGGAGAGCGGUGAGCCAGAUGAGAACCACUGUAAUGAAAUGA